This is a messenger RNA of Paraphaeosphaeria sporulosa, 570 nucleotides long. RefSeq lists its product as uncharacterized. Bases 1 to 570 code for a protein of 189 amino acids. The transcript has 2 exons. Lineage: Eukaryota; Fungi; Ascomycota; Dothideomycetes; Pleosporales; Didymosphaeriaceae. The record is from RefSeq and is a predicted model, not a curated record.
AUGGACAACACCGGAGUCGAAGUCGCGCCCGCUACGCUGCGCUACGCGACGGACGACGGUCUCUGUCUUCCUUCCAGACGUGUGCAUUGCACGCUCGUGUCGGGACGUCCUCAGCCUCUGCUCGAAUGCAUUACACACCGGACUUGCACAGCUCGGAAGCCAAGUGACCAACUCGAUGCAGAGGUCCCAUCUGAACAGCCUCUGUGCAGAUCCGCGAUAAGCGUGCAGACAGAAACGGCAGAUUCCAACCAAGCUCAAAAUCAUGCCAUACCCGGCGCGCAUGACGAGCGUAUGAUUGGCGACGGACUCGAUGAUCUUUCAAUCGACAUCGAAGGGGGGACUGUCCGCAGGCGCGCCACCAGUCGUGUGUUCGACAGGGUGGACGCCCCGUUGCGGGGGCUACGAGGACAUGAUCUAGCAGUAGAUUUGCACGAUGGAUUGACCAGAUACGACGGUUUCCAGUUACCACAACAAGGAAACCCCGUCACUGGCCUCCCUUCGUAUCUCUCCGAACCAUGUGCGAUCACUGUCGAUGUAAAUGCACACCAGCUUCAUCCUCCCGUAACAUGA